Messenger RNA from Durusdinium trenchii, 1119 nucleotides. Lineage: Eukaryota; Dinophyceae; Suessiales; Symbiodiniaceae. The record is from the annotation of a GenBank genome assembly.
CGGAGACGUGUUUUGCAUUGAUGCUGCGCCUAGCGCCCGUCGCUUGUGCUGUGGCCUUCCCAUGGCGCAAGAGAUGUGAACGGCGCCAGUUCAAGGUGGUGCAGUGCGAGAACGGCGAGACUGCUCGCUAUGUAGAAGCCCAGUUCAUGGGACUUCACAAGAAAGGCUUCGUCCAGCCGGGCGAGUGGCAUCCGGUCACCUUGUGGCCUCCGCUGAGCUUCCGCAGCGUCUGGGAGACCGGGCGAUACUUCCUCAACGUCCGGCGGCCGCACGUCGUUGUCAAGGUCUUCAAUGCAAGAGAUCAGGAAGCAAUAGAAGGUUUGUCGAAAAGAGAGUUCUUUGAGAAGCAUGGUUUUGUGCUGCUGAAGAAAGAGACUGCCAUGACUGCUGCUGACUGGAUGCAAUGUGCGCCGAAAACUUUGGAUUUGUCAAACUUCACAGGCAUUGGUAUGCCAAAGAUAGAGACUGCCGUCUCUCGCAUCUAUGCCAAAGAAGUCGAAGAGAUGGUAAGGGAAUUGAUGCCCAGUGCCAAAGAGGUGGAGUUGGAUCCUCUUUGUGCACGCCGUGGUCCUGGGACAAAGAAUCCUACAUACUCAUUCUCGGUGCAUCAGGACUAUGGCUUCACUGCAGAAGAUUGGCCCUUGAUGGACAAUGGCUUCAAAUCUCGCUUUGAUGCGCCAACCGUCAAGGGCUUCAUGGCCGUGAACUUCUGGCGGCCCGUUUUGCCGAUGAAGGGCCCCGUGAAGAAAGCCCCUUUGGCCGUGUGCGACCCCAGCAGUGUGAAGUUGGAGGACACGGUUCCUUUCCGGAUUCGAUGGGACGAGUUGGGCUAUGUGAAGAUGCUGGCUUUGGCCCAUGAUGAUGAACAGCGCUGGUACUACUAUCCGGACAUGACCACUGAUGAAAUCCUUGUCUUCAAGUCCUUCCAAUAUUUUAAAAGUCAAAGUGGCCCGGAGCUCAACACGUGCUUCCACACUGCCUUCGAAGACCCCACGGCGCCGACCAAUGCUGAGCCUCGCCAAAGCUCCGAAUAUCGCGUGCGCAUUUGGUUUUGAACACCGUCGUCAUUGCUCAAAACACAGCAGACCUCUUUGCGCCAGGGUGUGGAGAAAAAGACAG